GCAACGGAGGUGUCAGAUCCUUCGAAGUUUGGAGUUUUAGUUCACAACUCCGAGGGUCGCGUUCUAAGCUUUGCCGAGAAGCCCAAGACUUUUGUGGGCAGCUGGAUAAACGCAGGUGUCUACAUUCUUAACAAGAGCUGCAUUUCGAGGAUACCGCUGGCCUACUGCUCUCUCGAGAAAGAAGUCUUCCCCAGGAUGGCUGCGGAAGGCAAGCUGUUUUGCUGGAAGUUGAGUGGAUACUGGGCAGACAUUGGCCAGCCGAAAGACUUCCUCAGAGGCAUGUCGCUCUUCCUAGAAGAUCUUAGGGUGAAUCGUGAGACUCGUGAGCGCAAGGAAACUCCCGCCUCCGGCUCUCUGCCCGAAGAAAAUCUCUCGAAAGAUGACUCUCUGGAAGACUGCGCAGAAUGCCCCGGAUUAAUUUGCAUGCCAUCGCAAGAACUCGCCUUAGUUGACGGCCCUCAAUUCGUCGGGAACGUCCUCGUGGAUCCCUCAGCGGUGAUUGGAGAGGGCAGCAUCUUAGGCCCAAACGUAACAGUGGACAAAGACGUGAUCAUUGGAAGGGGCUGUCGACUGAAAAACUGCGCGCUGAUGCGCGGCGUGCACAUAUCUGACUUCUCGUGGAUCGAUUCUUCUAUUGUCGGCUGGCAGUCCUCUGUCGGAAAAUGGGUGCGCGUGGAAGGCCUUACAGUCGUUGGGGAGAACGUGCAUCUCCUCGACGAAUGCUUCAUCAACGGCGCCUUCAUUCUGCCUCACAAGACUAUAACCGAGUCAAUUUCCGAGUCUGGGGCGAUCAUUAUGUGA
Molecule: messenger RNA, 801 nt
Organism: Cyclospora cayetanensis
Lineage: Eukaryota; Apicomplexa; Conoidasida; Eucoccidiorida; Eimeriidae
Product: mannose-1-phosphate guanyltransferase beta
Exons: 5
Biological process (GO): cell wall mannoprotein biosynthetic process; GDP-mannose biosynthetic process
Cellular component (GO): cytoplasm
Molecular function (GO): mannose-1-phosphate guanylyltransferase (GTP) activity
Source: RefSeq, a predicted model, not a curated record